Molecule: messenger RNA, 2930 nt
Organism: Silurus meridionalis
Lineage: Eukaryota; Metazoa; Chordata; Actinopteri; Siluriformes; Siluridae
Exons: 7
Coding region: 865-2073 (402 amino acids)
Source: RefSeq, a predicted model, not a curated record
AACAACAAAACAAGUAAGUGCUAGAUGGAACCUUUGUGUGAAAACAGAGAAUCUAACAUUCAUAUGUAGGGAUAGUGUAAUUUGGUCUUCCUGCCUUUGGAGGGAGCUGUGUGUUCUUUGUUAUUAGUGGAUUAAACUUUUAUUCGCAAGGGUGGAGCUGUUUCCCCCAGUUCUAUUUCCUUUGUGAAAAGGUAAGGAGGAUUUUCACUGUUCUCAAUAAUAUAUGUUAAAUUUAUCCAAUUAUAUUAGCCAUCCAUGUUAUUCAAAGAAAAAUAUUGUUUUACAAAGGGUUUAAUAAAAUGUUUGUGAAAUUAUAUCAGAUGGAUUGUUUUUAUAUAUUUUAUUUCUUGCAUGUUUUCUGUGUUCCAUGUGGUGCAGCAUAUUUUAUGUAAUGUCGUGAUGUGUUAUUCUUUUUAUUUUGGCUACAGACAACAUUUGUCUGUUACAUGCAGUAGUUUAAUUUUGUUUUUCAGUGAAUUUGUGAACCAUGACUUACUAUUUAGCUGUAGCCACAUCCAUAUUUAGUGUAAAUCUAAUGUGUUAUAAAUGUGUGUAUGUAUGUUUAUGUAUCUAUGUUGGACAUUGUAAUGAGCAGUUCUAUCUCCUUUGUGAAAAGGCUGUGUCAGUGUGGGUUCUGCUGUGAAAGUGACUGAGUUGGAUAAAGAAGCCUAAUUAAAGAAAGCUGCUCUGUUUGACUCAACAAUCGUGGUGUCCUCCUCGUUCAUCCUUCAUUCAAACACAACGCAGAGACAAUUGGGGAGCACACCAGCAAGAGGGUUACACAUAUAAAACCAUACAAUCCUCUCAGGAAUUCCCUGGAAACAUCCAAUACAGCCUUCUCCAAAAGUACCAGAACAACAAGCCAUGCAGUCCUUCAGCAUUCAUCACUGUGUCCUGAUCUUCCUCACCCUCACCUUCACCACUGCUUCUGUAUCAGCUGCUGUUUGUUCUACAUCAGUGAAGCUUCUUCAGCCUGUGAUUCUCUCAUGUGAACAUAAAUGUUCUGCUUCAGUCAAAUGGACCUUAUUUCAGAAUCGAGAUGUUGUGUUUGCUCGGUGUGAUCAGACAUCAUGCACCUCACAGCAGAAGGGAUAUACUAUGUCACAUGAUCAGUACUUGAAGGGGAAUCUCAGUCUCAGCAUCGCUGCAGCAAACUACAGUGAGAGGAACACGUACACGUGUGAAUGUGGCGUCUCAGACAUCACUACUGUGCGCCUCAGUAUUGAGACCGUGUUCUCAGCAGUUCAGAUGAGUCCUGCUGAAGAUCUGCUCCUGGAUUUGUCUGUACCAGAGCCAGUGAAGGUGUUUUACAGAAGCAGUGAUUCAGCUGAUGAUGAACUGAUCUGCAACGUGACUCAGAGCUCAGCACAGUGUUCAUCUAAAUACACAUCCAGAACAUCACUCCAUCACCCACAGCUCACACUGAGAGGAGUGACGUCCAGUGAUAGUGGAACCUACACCAUCCAGAACACAAAGUAUAAUGAGGACAUCCAUGUGUACAAUGUCUCAGUGACAGAUAAUCAGAUUCCUUGGUGGGGAAUUGUACUGAUGGUGUUGCUGGUGCUGGUUCUGGUUCUGGCUGUCAUUGGAUGGAUAAAAUACCGAAAAGAUGCAAACUAUAGGUUGUUCAUAAAGGUUAGUAAGCAGCUGGUGGACGUGAACGCGCUUGUGAACAAGGCUCAGUCUGAGGGUAAUGAAGCGGUUGUGAAGGCGGAGAAGGCGAUAAAGAAGCUGAAAGAGCAAUACAGAGAAAAUCCUACAUAUUCUGAACAGAUCCAAAUGUUCUGCCAGGGGAAGGAACUGCAGCUGCAGCGGUGCACUGGAGAACAAGGAGAAGCUCUAAUUCUGACCAAGAGAGGGGUGAGGAGUAUGAUGGAGAAGGUGAUGAAGAGUUUGGAGAUGUUGAGUGAAGAUGGAGAAGGACACCUGCAGGGUAACAGCGUUACAGAGCUGGAACAGAUGGAGCAGGAUCUGAUUCAGAUUUUAGAGUGGUGUCGGAGUUCAACAAACCCACAGAGCAGCACAGAGGUGGAGAACCUGAAGAAGCAUCUGGAGGAGAAAUGUAUUCAGUAAUGUAGAGAGAAGUGGAUGGAGCUACUUGAUGUCUUUCAGCAGCACAAAGAUAAAGAACCUGAAGAUCUCAACUUUAGAAGAAAGCAGAAGGAACUCAGUCACUUGAUGUUAUAAUUGAGGGUGAAAGUAAAAUAUGUUCUGGUGUGAAGAAACUUUUAUCGCAACACAAACACAAGUAUUUCUCUGUUUGUGUUUAACUGCUGAAACCCAGGCUGAUUUGAUCUGUGAGUGUGUGUGUGGUUGAAUGUUGAAGAAGGAGGUACCAGGUAUGUAUCUGCAGUCAUAAACAUUCCUUUUGUACUAUGACAUGUUUACAAGGAGGCACUUUCACAAUUAAGUGUUAAUUUAUUUCGGUUAUUUUUUUUUUAUUAGUUUAAUUUGUUUGUUUUUAUAAUUCAACAUUUUUUAUAUGUUUAUUUGACUGGUAGACUAAAGUUUUAGAUUUUUCAAGAUUUAUGUGAUAUUUUUUGUUUUGAGUUAUAUUAAUACGUAUCCCAUCAUACUUAGUGGUACAGGUCACUUCCUGUUCACCGCAUGCUAGAGAAAGUCAUGAUGAGCAUUGAAAGCUGCAAUGUUUAUUGUAAAGUAAUAUAUGUUAAUUAAAAUAAGUUUGUGCAAAAAGUUACAACUCUUAGUCUACAAGCAGGCAAAAUGGUGUGUAAGUUUAUUUUCUGUUUUAUGUCCAAAUUUAAUGUUGUCUUUCUUUGUAACUGAAUAUAUGUUGUAUAUUUAUCCUGUGGCGGGGCUUUAACACACUGCACACACCACUGUGGAGGGGAUUCAACACACUGCACACACCACUGUGGAGGGGCUUUAACACACUGCACACACCACUGUGGAGGUGCUUCAACACACUG